Messenger RNA from Sclerotinia sclerotiorum 1980 UF-70, 2310 nucleotides. RefSeq lists its product as hypothetical. NCBI's taxonomy places the organism in Eukaryota, Fungi, Ascomycota, Leotiomycetes, Helotiales, Sclerotiniaceae. Gene Ontology annotation, cellular component: mitochondrion; cytosol. Bases 1 to 2310 code for a protein of 769 amino acids. The record is from RefSeq and is a predicted model, not a curated record. The transcript is spliced from 5 exons. Gene Ontology annotation, molecular function: 4 iron, 4 sulfur cluster binding; aconitate hydratase activity.
AUGCUGUGCAUAUAUCACCAGAUCUCUAAUAUUGCGGCUGUCGUGCUCCUCACUGCCAAAGUUCAAGAAUACUAUGAGUGGUCCGUGAAACAGAGGACUAAUAUCCAAUCCCUCCUAAGACCGAUAAGUGGACGAACACUUGCGACUGUGAAUACAAACAAUUCUACAUACAAACCUAACAUCGAAGCCCGAACUCCCCCAUACCCAAAACUCCUCAAACGUCUCCGUGAGGUUCGAAGAGUAUUAGGUUCCUCAAGAAGUUUGACCCUUGCCGAAAAGAUCUUAUAUUCCCAUCUCGAUAACCCCGAAGAAUCACUUUUAUCAAAUACCGACAAUGGACUUAAUAUCAGGGGAAAUGCAAAUCUCAAGCUCAAACCAGAUAGAGUUGCUAUGCAGGACGCGUCGGCACAAAUGGCAUUGUUGCAAUUCAUGACCUGCAAACUGCCUUCUACCGCUGUGCCAGCUAGUAUUCAUUGCGACCAUAUGAUUGUUGGACAAAGAGGAGCAGAUGUUGAUCUUCCAGAGUCAAUUAAGGGCAACAAGGAGGUUUUUGAUUUCUUGGAAUCUGCAGCGAAAAAAUAUGGUAUCGAGUUCUGGCCACCCGGAGCAGGAAUCAUUCAUCAAACUGUGUUGGAAAAUUAUUCGGCUCCUGGUCUGAUGAUGCUUGGAACAGACAGUCACACCCCUAACGCUGGUGGGUUAGGAGCUAUUGCUAUUGGUGUUGGUGGAGCUGAUGCUGUUGACGCAAUGGUUGAUGCACCAUGGGAAUUGAAAGCUCCAAAAAUUCUUGGAGGUGCUGAGGUUGGUGCUACAACUUCUCUGUUCCCAUUCUCAAAACGCCACAUUCCAUAUCUGGAAUCAACACAUCGAUCCUCCAUCGCAUCACAAGCUCAAGCUAUCGCAGAAAGUCCUUCGCUCCAUAACUUGCUAAGAGCAGAUGAAGGUGCUCACUAUGAUGAACUUAUUACCAUUAAUCUAUCUACAUUAGAACCUCAUAUCAAUGGCCCAGCCACACCUGAUUUAUCCACUCCAUUGUCAAAAUUUGCGGGGGCUGUCAUAGAAAAUAAUUGGCCAGAGACAGUAUCCUCGAGUUUGAUUGGUAGCUGCACAAACAGUUCGUAUCAAGAUAUGGCAAGAGUACAAAACUUGGUCAAGCAAGCGUCGGCCGCAGGUCUUAAGCCAGUUACCGACUUUUUCAUCACGCCUGGCAGUGAACAGAUUAGAGCCACCUUAGAGCGUGAUGAGAUUUCAUCGACGUUCACUGAAGCUGGAGGUAUUGUACUUGCUAAUGCUUGUGGUCCAUGUAUUGGCAUGUGGAGCAGAACCGAUGGGAUUGCAAAGGGUGAGCCCAACGCGAUUUUCACAUCAUAUAACCGAAAUUUCAGAGGACGAAACGAUGGUAAUCCAGACACUAUGAAUUUCCUCGCUUCUCCCGAGAUUGUUACAGCUAUGUCAUAUGCUGGAAACACCUCAUUUAAUCCAAUUACCGACUCUAUCAUAACUCCAUCUGGUAAAGAAUUCCGUUUCGAGCCACCGACGGGUGCCGAACUUCCCCAGAAAGGUUUCGAACAAGGAAAGGAAGAACUUUUGCCAUUAUCAGGCCCCCCUUCCCCCGAAACAGAAGUUGUUGUCUCGCCAACUUCUGAUCGCCUAGCCCUUUUGGAACCAUUUGCGCCAUUUCCAGAAAGCGAUUUGGAAGGACUUCGUGUUCUCUACAAGGUCACUGGAAAGUGUACUACAGAUACCAUCUCUGCUGCCGGUCCUUGGCUCAAAUACAAAGGACAUCUUCCAAACAUCUCUGCCAACACACUUAUUACAGCUAUCAACGCUGCAACUGGUGAGGUAAAUGUUGCCUACGACGUCGAUGGCAGCACGUCCGGUAUCCCAGAACUUGCUCAGAAAUGGAAGGAUCAGGGUAAAGAAUGGCUCGUCGUCGGAGAAAGCAAUUAUGGAGAAGGUUCAGCGCGUGAACACGCAGCUCUUCAACCCCGUUACUUGGGAGGCAGAGUUAUUCUCUGCAAGUCAUUUGCACGUAUACACGAAACGAACUUAAAGAAGCAAGGUGUUGUACCUCUCACAUUUGCUAAUGGAGAGGAUUAUGGAAAGAUCGACGCACUCGAUGAAGUGAGCACGAUUGGGCUAUACGAUAUGUUGAAGAAUGGCGGGAAGGGUGACGUCAGUCUACGGGUUAAGAAGCAUGGGAGUGGGGAGGAGAUUAUUCUCAAGACCAAGCACACAUUCAGUCCUGAUCAAGCUGGAUUUGUAUUGGCAGGAAGUGCGUUAAACUUGUUGGCAAAUGCAAAGAGGUGA